GCAGGUAGGUGCGUCAGAGGUGUUUAGAACCUGUUUAGAGCAACCGCGCUGUUUGUAGGUCUUUAUAGUAGGCUAAUGCAUCGUCAACAGGGUGCUUUAAUAAUACCAGAUGGCAUAAGAAUAGGCCACCUACAGACCAAACACAAUCACAUGGACAGGCACGCACGCACGCGCACUCAGUGGAGGAGUGUCAUUUUUUUUACAUGAAAUUAUACUAGACAGCGCAUCUUUAGAAUCACGGAUCCAUAGAUGUGAGGCGGAUUUCCAUCAAUAGUCAUAUCAUUUAGGAAGUCUGCCAGCGACUGUGAUGUCAAAAGACCAAUGGGGUGUGAGACUGCAGCUUCAGGAAGAAAACACUGGACACCUGACUGGUCCUAACCUAACCCGGGGUGGGAUCUAACAGGUUCUCUCAGUGGAGAACCAUGGGUUGUGGUGGCAGCAGAACAGACGCUUUGGAACCACGGUACCUGGAGAGCUGGACCAAGGAGACAGAGUCAACAUGGCUACCGAGCACCGACACAGACAUCCCCCUGUCGUCCAUACACAGCAUCCCGUCAGAGAACUCCUCCGAGAUGGGCUUCAUUUUUGACAAAAGCGACACCCCUGUUGCAGAUUUCUUUGAUGAUGGCGUGCCUGCUCCUGCCCAGGCCUACCUGACGGUUUGCUCUGCCAUGUCUGAGGCCAGCCUUGAUAGAGGAAAUCCUGACAGUCCGCCUGCAAUACAGGCCUCCCAACACCAGGAUAUGUUGUUAGCUUCCACUGGCUCAAUUGUACAGCGCAGGAGUGUCCUUCGCACAGAAGAAAUUACAAAGUGGCAGGACAACAGAAUGUCCACCAAACAGGUCACGAUCACGGUGACACAGAGCAUUCGUCAAGUCGACAAGAGUGGCAAGGUCAAGGAGAAGUCCCUCACUACCUACGAGGUGAUGAAGCCUAUGGAGGCUCUGAAGGAAGUGACAACAGAGAACACAGAGGUGCACUGAGAGACCUGAGCUAAAGUACCUACAAAAUAUAACGACCAAAAGCUGUUGAAUACCGUUAUAAGGACUUUUAUGAGUGAAAAACUCAAGGCUUCUUCUGAAAGAGUAUGUUGAUUUUAUAAAACAGGACUGGCACCCACAAUUUCCAAGGCCUUUUGAGCUUUUGAGACUGAUAGAAUAGUUUCGCUAGUGAACUAGCUUGUCGUCCUUUGUAGGAAGUG
This is a messenger RNA of Hypomesus transpacificus, 1201 nucleotides long. RefSeq names its product BAALC binder of MAP3K1 and KLF4 b (gene baalcb). The transcript is spliced from 5 exons. Lineage: Eukaryota; Metazoa; Chordata; Actinopteri; Osmeriformes; Osmeridae. Gene Ontology annotation, cellular component: cytoplasm. Bases 423 to 983 code for a protein of 186 amino acids. The record is from RefSeq and is a predicted model, not a curated record.